This is a messenger RNA of Symbiodinium sp. CCMP2592, 2817 nucleotides long. The record is from the annotation of a GenBank genome assembly. Lineage: Eukaryota; Dinophyceae; Suessiales; Symbiodiniaceae.
AUGGUGACAUUUGCACGUACCGGUCCACAUCCAGACAUCCAUAAAACGAUGAACUCCUUGCAGCUUUCGGAAGAAUUCGAGUCCACGUUGAAGCGGCGACGGUACAACCUGGUGCCGCCGACGCAGAUCACAGGCUACGAGAUGGUCUGCCACCUGGAAGGUACAUGGGCCUACCAGCGCUGGGACGGACAGUUUGUCAUUCGUGAGGCCCCACCGCAGCUGCUGCAAGCGGAUGCGGUGUCCAGGCUGAUCUAUGUCGAUGUGUCCACCAAGGCAGCCCUGGAACGGGUUCGGGUCAUAUUGGAUGCAACCAAAGAUCCGCAAGCAGCUGGCGAUGUUCACCAUCAGUAUGAAGACAAGUACUUGCUGGUGGAGGGCGUGACCAAUGCAGCAGUUGCAUCACAGCUGAACUGCUUCGGCGCCUUGGGCCUGACCUUGCAGCAUGUGCAGAAGCUUCAAGACUGGUCUAAGGACAAAGUCGUCUCCCUCCAAUUCCGCGCCGAGGAGGCAUGCCGCUACCUCCGGGAGGAAACGCGAGAAGAGGAAGAUCCGACAAGGCAUGUCGAAGAGGUUUCAGUCCGCGGCGCUUUGCAGGCUGCAUUCACAAGCAAGGUGGUUACGAAGAUCACAGAGUACUUCUGGAAGUUCGAAGUAAAGUACGAACUGGUGGCGAUCAGAGGAGUUGGUGAAACUGCUGAUGACCGGCUGUGCUUGAUGACGCGUGCAGGACAAGCGGAACUUAUCACAUCGACGAAGCAGUCUCCCCGACCCGAGGUGAAGAAGCCAGCGGCCAACUGGCAGGUGAACGUGAAUUGGCUCUUCCGCAAUCUGAAGAGCGACAAGGCUGUGCCUAAUUUCACCGUCGACCGACUCGCCAAACACUGCAAAACCCCAAGGCGCAACGAAGAUGUUCAGCAGGCAUACAGCCACUGUGAGCGAGUUGCCGUUUUCGCCAAGCAGGUAUCCAGCUAUCUCUCCGGGCUCUUCCACAUACAAGCCGCUGCCAAAAAGGUGCUGGACCUCGCGGCACUCACAGGAGAUGACAGCGUAUUCAGCCCUGUUCUUCCCGUGAUGGUCCAGAGCUCACAGCCGGCGAUCGAAGAUCUCGGUUCUAGUGAAGAGCUCAUCCUUGUAGAGGCAGUCCGUGAGGAGGCCCAAAGCAACGUGCAGCUUACGAUCCAGGACUCCAAUCGACUCCUUCAAGAAGAGGUCCGAACGCUGAAACAGAAGCAGAGCGAUGUUGCAGAGGCCUUCCCCGAAGAGGGAAUUGCGACUAGGGCAGAGGCCUUUGCUGUGGUGACCUUGCUGCAUGUCGCCCGGGUGUGUUCCAGCUGGGCCGAUGCAGUUGGCUACGUGGAGGACAUGCUCCGCAAGCAGUUGGCUGCCGCCAUCGGCAAGGAAGUUUCCCCUGCCGAUUUUGCUGCAUACAUGAGGUUUCAUUAUCGCAAACUCUUCCACGAGUCAUUCCUGCCGAAACCUCUUUGCUUCUCUGUGCGCCGUUCUGACACGCACAGCCCGGAGGGAACGGUGAGUAUCGAGGAAGCAGUGGUUGGACCGGGUGGCGACUCCAAUAUCAAUAUUCCCAUCGUCACCAUGGUGGCCAGCAAUGCAGAGUCAGCUCCUAUGACCUUCCCGCUCAAUGCGUCAACGAACGUGACCUUCGCCGGGGAGAGGCACCUCCACGCAUGGCUCUCGCACCAGUUCUCGGGACAGUCGGGCUGUCAGCUGUCGUUGGUUGCACGUGCACGGCAGUUCAGUUCAAUGUUGGUCCUGAUCGGACGGGUUUCGUCUGCAACCAGCUUCGAUCCGAAGUAUGCUGCAAUCAUCCAGAACAAGGAUGAACUGACCAUACCCUUGAAUCUGUCGACGAUUCCAUCCCCAAAGGAGUUCAAAGAUGCCAUUGAAUCUCUGUCACCAGAGCAGCAAAGCUUUGCAAAAGCCUUCCGUUCGAUGCAGCUGGAGUCGACUUUGUUUGGUGUGCUUGUGGUGCAGAUCAAGCCGCAGCUGGAGCGCGUGCUGAACCUGGCCGACGACAGCCUCACGAAAGAGAUCAAGCUCACACAGGACUUGAUGCAGCUGUGCAUCAAGUAUCAGAUCCCCAGUGACUUGCUCUCGUUCGAUGCUAGCUCGGGCGAGGCAGAGCUCUUGAAUCCCACGGCUGCCGAGAGGCUUGCGCGUGUGAAGGGACAUGUGCAAGCGAUGCAUGAGAUGCUUGCUCAGGCAAAGCAGGAAGAGAUCCAGCAGCGGGAGCAGGAAGCCCUCUACUUUUGCGGGGCCAGGGCUAUGGGCGCAGUGGACGCCACGACAGCAGUCCGGUUCCCCGGCGAAGCUUCAGUGCAGGCCAGCUCGGGCACCCGAGACUACACGCAGGUGCCAGUUGAAAUGGACCAACGAUUUGAGAAGCUCGACACCGAUAAUUCCCUCCGGCCGACCAUUAUCAACCCCGGAGAGAGGUGGACCAAGCAGUCUCAGAAGGCGUUGUUGGCCAGCCCUUCCACAACUCAUUUGUCCAAGGCAGAGCAGAAGACGGAAAGAGACGCUGCCUUCGAUCUGCUGGAUGCUCUUACGAAGUCAGGAGCUUUGCCUUUGACUCAUGCGAGCCUGCACGUAGUCAUUGCAGCCACACAUUGCUUCGACAAGACGGUCACAGAGACCGUCAUCCAGAACAAUGUCAACCCCAUUGCAAAAGUUGAGCGGUCCUCACUCAUCAUGGCCUCCACGGUGCACCAGAAGCCGGUCCAAGAUCUCAUCAAAGAUGAGCAAGUCCAGAGAGUGACGGAUGCCUCCCCACAGCUCUUCUUGGAAGAUGCUAGCUGA